CUCUCUCUCUCCUCUCAGUGAUCGGGAACCCAAUUUUCGGCGUGGACUCGUGAUCGGGGCUCCAACUCAAACUCCUCUCGUUCUCUUCCUCAAAGCUCGAAAGUUCGUACAUCGCACAUAUCCAGUGAUGGCACCAGGUGGGAGACGUCGUUCGAGUACUGGAUCUACCCCUUCCACCCGUGAUGCGGCGGAGACAGCAUCGCCGUCACAUGUUGCAUCACAGGCAUCUGAUCCAUCAAUCGUUCAUACACCGAGCACUGCAUCAUCGUCGACCAGCCGACGAGGACGUGGACCCACGCGUGGGUUAGUUUUACAGAGACUUACGUAUGAGGGUAGGGUGACAGUAGAGUUCUCACAGGACUGCCUUAGACCUGUUGGGGACAAUGCCAGGUUGUUUACAUCGGAGGUCGGUAUCUUAUGUCGAUCUCUGAUCCCUACCACCACCCCCCGUUGGGUAGACGUGACAGAUGAUGUGCGGCAGCACAUUCGUCAGCGCCUUACGGAUAAAUUUGUCUUGGAUUUGAGUGUUCCGUACAUUUCCCAUGCCGUCGACGACAUGAUCAAGGACCGGUUUAAGGAGUACCGCAGUGAUUUACACCAGCGGUACAAGCGGGGCAGGAGCCUCGAGGAGGCCGUAUUGACCGCACCGCCGCACGUGACCAUUGACGAUUGGCGGAUACUCUGUGAGAGAUUUUCGUCUGAGUCUUUUCAGAAGAGGAGCAAAAUAAAUUCUGCGAAUAGGGGAAAGUUGGAAGUGAACCACAUAGCUGGUUCAAAGUCAUUUGUACAACUUCGUCGCGACAUGCGAGAUUCCGUCACUGGACAGGAGCCCGGAUCAGUAGACUUCUACAGAGAGACUCAUUAUCGGCAGGCGACGGGAUCUUGGGUACAUCUUUCAGCCAGCGAGAAUUGGGCGGCGAUGGACACCAUACGCAGUCAACCCACUCCCGAUGGUACUCAGCGGAGUGAGCCAGAGAUCCUGAGCGAGGUGCUUGGCACACGUUCUGGAUAUGUGCGUAGGCUUGGCCAUGGUGCCAAGCUCAUGGCACCCGCUAGAGUUGCAUCCAGUCGAUCCGUCGCUGACGAGAGCACCAUACGCCGAGCUGAUAUCGCAGAGAAAGAGAGCAUCCUGAAUUUUGUACCAAGUGAUCUUUAUGGAACGGGAUGUCCGAAUAUCCGAGGUUGGGAAGUAGAUUGGGUUGCAUGUGAUAAGGUCACCGCAACCGUUUGCACGUCGUCAUACCUAGAGGUGGGCAUCGGUCCUGAUCGGAGCGGAUUGGGUUCAACCUGA
Molecule: messenger RNA, 1291 nt
Organism: Magnolia sinica
Lineage: Eukaryota; Viridiplantae; Streptophyta; Magnoliopsida; Magnoliales; Magnoliaceae
Exons: 8
Coding region: 128-1291 (387 amino acids)
Source: RefSeq, a predicted model, not a curated record